Molecule: messenger RNA, 1511 nt
Organism: Gossypium raimondii (Peruvian cotton)
Lineage: Eukaryota; Viridiplantae; Streptophyta; Magnoliopsida; Malvales; Malvaceae
Product: embryogenesis-associated protein EMB8
Exons: 8
Coding region: 54-1292 (412 amino acids)
Molecular function (GO): short-chain carboxylesterase activity; monoacylglycerol lipase activity
Source: RefSeq, a predicted model, not a curated record
GGUACCUUGAGUGGAAUCUUCUUUUACUUAACAUCCAGUCUCUUAAAAAGCCAAUGGCCAAACUCUCUUUGGGCUCCACAUUUUCUAUCUUCCAUUCCCGCCACAUCCGUCCUCCACUCGCCGGCUGCCACGUCACCGAAAUGACAGUGGCCGAUCACCACCCAUCGUUGGAGGUCGUAGGCGGAGCACGUGAUCGCUUCCUCCCAUCUCUCCACACCAACCUCCGCCUACCCUACAACCCUUUCCCCCUCAUCGCCUGGAACCGUCACGUCGAGACCAUCUUCGCCUCCUUCUUCCGCUCUAUUCCCCAAGUCAGAUUACGACGGGAGUGCCUCCGAGUCAAAGACGGUGGCUCCGUUGCCCUCGAUUGGAUCUCCGGCGACCACCGCCGACUUCCUCCUGAUUCUCCCGUCCUCAUUUUACUCCCGGGUUUGACUGGAGGAAGCCAGGAUUCAUACGUAAGACAUAUGUUAACUAAAGCAAACGGUAAAGGGUGGCGCGUUGUGGUUUUCAAUAGCCGAGGUUGUGGAGAAAGUCCAGUUACAACUCCACAGUUCUAUUCAGCUUCGUUUCUUGGAGAUACGUAUGAAGUAGUGAAACAUGUUGGUGCUAGAUACCCAGAAGCUAAUCUAUAUGCUGUUGGUUGGUCUUUGGGUGCAAACAUUCUUGUUCGAUAUCUUGGUAAAGAAUCUCAUGCUUGCCCCCUUUCUGGUGCGGUGUCAUUGUGCAAUCCUUUCAAUUUGGUCAUUGCUGAUGAGGAUUUCCACAAGGGCUUUAACAAUGUUUAUGACAAAGCUCUUGCUAGAGCCCUCUGUAAAAUAUUCAAGAAGCAUGCUCUCCUAUUUGAAGAUAUGGGGGGUGAAUUUAAUAUCCCCUUAGCUGCCAAUGCAAAAUCUGUCAGGGACUUUGAUGAAGGAUUAACACGGGUUUCAUUUGGUUUCAAGUCGGUGGAUGACUAUUACUCUAAUUCAAGCAGUUGUGACUCGAUAAAACAUGUUAAAAGACCAUUGCUCUGCAUCCAGGCUGAAAAUGAUCCAAUUGCACCAUCUAGGGCAAUUCCUCGAGAAGAUAUCGAGGAAAACCCAAAUUGCAUGUUGAUAGUGACACCCAAAGGUGGCCAUUUAGGGUGGGUUGCGGGUGCUGAGGCUCCAUUGGGAGCUCCUUGGACUGAUCCUGUGGUGAUGGACUUUCUCGAGUAUUUGGAACGAGGUGCAUCCAAAACUGGCAAAUUUUUGGGUGACUCGGAAGCUGUGCAGCGUAGUUCAGGGGAGUUGCAUCAUAUAGAAGUGUAGCAGGUAAACUAUUACGAAUCACCCAUUCUUGGCUGGCCAUAUUAUUUGUGGUAUAAUCAAUUUGAUUGUAACAAUAAGCUCAAUGUAGUAUUCCCGAUUCUUUAUUUUCAUACUACACUGUCGUAUCCAGAGGAACUUGUAUACAGACAUGGUGAUGAAGGUUGAUUUGUACAAUGUAAUUUUUUUGGAGAUCAAUAAACAAUGAAGUUAAUUUCAGUA